CACGCCGAACUUCCAUCAUUCUCUUCAUCCUUCGCGGACAAGAUUGUACCGCCAUUGAGCAAUACUAAGUGGGAUGACCCUCUUGGAUCCAACUGCAAAGUGCUUGGCUGUAGGAUAGCCGUCCCGCCGGGUAAAUGUAGAGAGCCUGGUGCAUCGUGGGGCUGAAUACCCCUCCAUACAUAAGAACCCAUGGGGAAGCCUACAUAUAAUCAUAGUACACUGCUGCCUUUUCCAGUUGUCGUUCCAGAUACAAACAACUGAAUACUUCACAUCAUGGCGGACAAAGAACCCAUCGUCACACACGUUUUCACCGCCGACCCAUCGGCCCACGUCUUCAAUGGCAAGCUGUAUGUCUACCCCUCGCACGAUCGUGAGACAGACAUCAAGGAUAACGACAACGGCGACCAAUAUGACAUGAACGAUUACCACGUCUUCAGCAUGGAUGAAGUAGGUGGCCCAGUCACAGAUCACGGCGUAGCCCUGAAGCAAGAUGACAUACCCUGGGUCCAAAAACAACUCUGGGCCCCUGAUGCCGCCAGCAAGAACGGGAAAUACUACCUCUUCUUCCCGGCCCGCGACAAGGAGGGUAUCUUCCGCGUUGGUGUGGCCACCGGCGACAAACCCGAAGGACCAUUCAAGCCAGAAGCCGAGCCCAUAAAAGGCAGCUUCAGCAUCGACCCCGCGUCUUUCGUCGACGAAGACGGCUCUGCGUACCUGUACUUUGGCGGCAUCUGGGGCGGCCAAUUACAAUGCUGGAAGACUGGGAAAUUCAUCCGCGAGGACUACGAAACCAUGGAAGCGCAAUCUGGCAAUGCCCUCUGCGCAAAAGUAGCCAAGCUGUCAGACGACAUGACUUCCUUCACCACCGACGUCCAAGACGUCGUUAUUCUGGAUGAAUCUGGAAACCCCAUUCAAGCUGCCGACCACGACAGACGGUUCUUCGAAGCCGCGUGGAUGCACAAGUAUAAUGGGAAAUACUACUUUUCGUAUUCUACUGGUGAUACGCAUUUCUUGUGUUAUGCGACGGGUGAUAGUCCGUUGGGCCCGUUUACCUACGGAGGCAGGAUCCUAGAGCCCGUCAUUGGAUGGACGACGCAUCAUAGUAUCGCGGAGUUCAAGGGCAAGUGGUAUUUGUUCUACCAUGAUUCGAGUCUGAGUAAGGGGGUCAACCAUCUUCGAUGUGUGAAGAUUAGGGAGAUUGUUUACGAUGAGGCGGGGAAGAUUAAGUUGGCGGAGAGUCAGCCCAAGGUCAUGUAGGAGCAUGUUGGUUAAGCUGAUGUUGGACUAUGAUAGCGUAGUUACUUCCGACGAAAGCACCUCUUGAUCCGCGCCA
Alternaria alternata is the source of this 1333-nucleotide messenger RNA. Its product is annotated as Arabinanase/levansucrase/invertase. The transcript has a single exon. NCBI's taxonomy places the organism in Eukaryota, Fungi, Ascomycota, Dothideomycetes, Pleosporales, Pleosporaceae. The coding region runs from base 274 to 1257 and encodes 327 amino acids. The record is from RefSeq and is a predicted model, not a curated record. Gene Ontology annotation, molecular function: hydrolase activity, hydrolyzing O-glycosyl compounds. Gene Ontology annotation, biological process: carbohydrate metabolic process.